Messenger RNA from Cucumis melo (muskmelon), 2478 nucleotides. RefSeq names its product beta-galactosidase 7-like. Gene Ontology annotation, cellular component: vacuole; cell wall. Bases 1 to 2478 code for a protein of 825 amino acids. The record is from RefSeq and is a predicted model, not a curated record. The transcript has a single exon. Gene Ontology annotation, biological process: carbohydrate metabolic process. Lineage: Eukaryota; Viridiplantae; Streptophyta; Magnoliopsida; Cucurbitales; Cucurbitaceae. Gene Ontology annotation, molecular function: beta-galactosidase activity; carbohydrate binding.
AUGUUUAAUCUUCCAUGGCUUGUUUUUUCUCUCGUUGUAACUUUAGCUUCUUUUUCUUUUUGUGAAGGAGACUAUGUCUCUUAUGAUUCAAAUGCCAUAAUUAUCAAUGGCGAACGACGUGUGAUCCUGUCGGGUUCAAUGCAUUAUCCACGCAGCACUGAAGCAAUGUGGCCUGAUCUUAUUCAAAAAGCUAAAGAUGGUGGACUUGAUGCAAUCGAGACAUACAUUUUUUGGGAUCGCCAUGAACCUCAACGACGAAAAUAUGAUUUUUCUGGACGGCUAGAUUUUAUCAAAUUUUUUCAACUCAUUCAAGAUGCUGGACUAUAUGUCGUGAUGAGGAUUGGUCCUUACGUGUGUGCAGAAUGGAACUAUGGAGGCUUUCCAUUGUGGUUGCAUAAUAUGCCAGGAAUCCAAUUUCGAACUGACAAUCAAGUCUACAAGAAUGAAAUGCAAACUUUUACAACAAAGAUAGUGAACAUGUGUAAACAAGCCAAACUCUUUGCAUCCCAAGGAGGACCAAUAAUAUUAGCUCAAAUUGAGAACGAGUAUGGAAACGUGAUGACACCAUAUGGAAAUGCAGGAAAAGCAUAUAUCAAUUGGUGCGCUCAAAUGGCUGAAUCUCUUGAUAUUGGUAUUCCAUGGAUCAUGUGUCAACAAAGUGAUGCCCCACAACCUAUCAUUAAUACAUGCAAUGGGUUCUAUUGUGAUUAUGGCUUCAGUCCUAACAAUCCUAAGAGCCCAAAAAUGUUCACUGAAAAUUGGGUGGGAUGGUUCAAGAAAUGGGGUGACAAAGACCCAUAUAGAAGUGCAGAAGACGUAGCUUUUUCUGUGGCAAGAUUUUUUCAAUCUGGUGGUGUGUUUAAUAAUUAUUACAUGUAUCAUGGAGGCACAAACUUUGGAAGAACAUCAGGAGGUCCAUUCAUCACUACGUCUUACGAUUACAAUGCCCCACUUGAUGAAUACGGAAAUUUGAACCAACCCAAAUGGGGACAUCUUAAACAACUUCAUGCAUCCAUCAAAAUGGGAGAGAAGAUUCUUACUAACAGCACCCACUCAGACCAAAAAAUUAGUAGCUUUAUAACCUUAACAAAAUUCUCUAACCCAACAACAGGGGAGAGAUUUUGCUUUUUAAGCAACACAGAUAACAAGAAUGAUGCUACCAUAGAUUUGCAAGCAGAUGGAAAAUAUUUUGUACCAGCGUGGUCUGUGAGCAUUCUCGACAGUUGCAACAAAGAGGUAUUCAAUACUGCAAAGAUCAAUUCUCAAACAUCUAUGUUUGUAAAGGUGCAGAAUAAGAAAGAAAAUGCUCAAUUCUCGUGGGUUUGGGCUCCAGAGCCCAUGAGAGAUACUCUACAAGGAAAAGGUACAUUUAAGGCAAACCUUCUCUUGGAACAAAAAGGAACGACCGUUGAUUUCAGCGACUAUUUGUGGUACAUGACGAAUAUUGACUCAAAUACAACAUCUUCACUUCAAAACGUAACUCUCCAAGUGAAUACAAAAGGUCAUAUGCUUCAUGCCUUUGUGAAUAGAAGGUACAUUGGGUCACAAUGGAGAAAUAAUGGUCAGAGCUUUGUAUUUGAGAAACCUAUUCUAAUAAAGCCGGGGACCAACACCAUAACCCUUUUGAGUGCCACAGUAGGAUUGAAAAAUUAUGAUGCAUUUUAUGACACUGUACCAACUGGAAUUGAUGGAGGUCCCAUUUAUCUAAUUGGAGAUGGAAAUGUCACAAUUGAUUUGUCAUCAAAUUUAUGGUCCUAUAAGGUUGGAUUAAAUGGAGAAAUGAAGCAACUUUACAACCCGGUGUUCUCACAAAGAACAAAUUGGAGGGCGAUAAAUCAAAAGUCUAUUGGAAGGAGAAUGACAUGGUACAAAACAAGCUUCAAGACACCUCCAGGAACUGACCCUGUAACAUUGGACAUGCAAGGAAUGGGAAAAGGUCAAGCUUGGGUAAAUGGACAAAGCAUAGGUCGUUUUUGGCCUUCUUUCAUUGCUGGCAAUGAUAGUUGCAGUACAACAUGUGACUAUAGAGGUGCAUACAACCCUAGCAAAUGUGUUGAAAAUUGUGGGAAUCCUUCGCAGAGAUGGUAUCACAUUCCAAGAUCGUUUUUAUCAGAUGACACAAACACGUUAGUUUUAUUUGAAGAAAUCGGUGGAAAUCCUCAACAAGUCUCAGUUCAAACAAUCACUAUAGGAACUAUAUGUGGAAAUGCUAAUGAAGGAAGCACAUUAGAGUUGUCUUGUCAAGGAGGACACAUCAUCUCCGAAAUUCAGUUUGCUAGCUAUGGAAAUCCAGAGGGAAAAUGUGGUUCAUUCAAACAAGGCUCGUGGGAUGUAAUAAACAGCGCUAUUUUGGUGGAAAAGAUUUGCAUUGGAAUGGAAAGUUGUUCUAUUGAUGUAUCUGCAAAGUCAUUUGGAUUAGGCGAUGUUACAAACCUAUCUGCAAGACUAGCCAUUCAAGCACUAUGCUCAAAGAAUUAA